Molecule: messenger RNA, 3326 nt
Organism: Pungitius pungitius (ninespine stickleback)
Lineage: Eukaryota; Metazoa; Chordata; Actinopteri; Perciformes; Gasterosteidae
Gene: limk2
Product: LIM domain kinase 2
Exons: 16
Coding region: 248-2245 (665 amino acids)
Biological process (GO): actin cytoskeleton organization; protein phosphorylation
Cellular component (GO): nucleus; cytoplasm
Molecular function (GO): ATP binding; protein serine/threonine kinase activity; protein binding
Source: RefSeq, a predicted model, not a curated record
AUUACGUCAUUUAUCCUGCAAGCGGCAGGGAAGCCGCAUCGUCCAGUAGGAGUGUAGAUACUCUUUUUCGUUUUCUGUGGAGAAUUAAAGGGAUUUGUGUGUGGGUGUGUGUGUGUGUGUGUAUUUGCUGGGGUAUUCGGGGUUGUUCAAGAUGAGUGAACUUUGAAGCGGCGCUUCGCAGCUCUCCUGCUUCAGAAUGAACCGUCUGUGAAUAGAUUUAAAUACCGACGGCGCUCUCAGAAAUCAGAUGGAGGAACCAGAAGUUGCAGAUGGUUGUUACUGCGCGGGAUGUGGAGGAGAAAUCCAAGACUCGUUUCACAUGAAAGUCCUCCAGGACACCUGGCACACCGCCUGCUUCCAGUGCUCCGUGUGCUGUCAUCACCUGACUAACUGGUACUAUGAGAAGGAAGGGCAGCUGUACUGUCGCGAGCACUACUGGGAGAAGUUUGGGGAGCUCUGUCACGGCUGCUCCCUGCUCAUGACUGGACCUGCCAUGGUGGCCGGAGAACACAAGUAUCACUCGGAGUGCUUUGUGUGUCUGAGCUGCAACGUGGUGAUUGAGGACAGGGAUACCUACGCCCUGGUUGAGCGUUCCAACCUUUACUGUGGAAAGUGCUACAAGCAGGUGGUUCUUACGCCGAUGUUGGAAAAGCACACCCACGACUCUGUGCUGGGCUCACUGCCACACACCGUGACCCUCAUCUCGAUGCCCUCUGCAGCCAACGGCAAGAGGGGCUUCUCCGUCACGGUGCUGAGGGACGUCAGCGGCUCGGCCAGCGUUCAGGUCAAAGAAGUGCGAGGAAUGCUCAUUAGUCCGGAGGUCCGAAAUGCCAUCCAUGUUGGGGACAGGAUCCUGGAGAUUAAUGGCCUUUCUGUGGGGACAUUGAUGCAGGAGGAGGUGGAUGAACUCAUUCACCGCACCAGUCAAACGCUGCAGCUCCUCAUGGAGUAUGACCCUGUCAGGCAGCGAUUGGACCGACUCCGACUGGGAUCGCCAAGAACUCGUCUGGCGGUUUCAUCCACGUCCUGCAUGCGCCUGUCCCCGCCGUCUGACACGGUCCUGGAGAGAACCGACGUUGUUGAUGACGGCACACUGAAAAGGAGGUCUUUGAGGCGCAGUAACAGCACAUGCAAGUCUCCAGGGCCAAAUUCUCCCAAAGAGAUGCCGUUUGUUACUCGAGACAUCGGCCGCUCUGAAUCCUUGAGAUCUUACAGUAGCUGCUCUCAUCGCAUCUUCCGGCCAUGUGACCUCAUCCACGGAGAGAUCUUAGGAAAAGGCUUCUUCGGGCAGGCUAUAAAGGUGACUCAUAAAGCCACUGGAGAAGUGAUGGUGAUGAAGGAGUUGAUCCGUUGUGACGAAGAGACACAGAAGACUUUCCUCAAGGAGGUGAAAGUAAUGCGCUGCCUCGAACAUCCGCACGUGUUGAAGUUCAUCGGCGUGCUGUAUAAGGACAAGCGGCUUAAUUUGAUUACCGAGUAUAUCGAGGGAGGUACACUGAAAGACUUCAUCAGAGACACGGAUCCGUUUCCAUGGGAGCAAAGAGUGAGCUUUGCAAAGAGUAUCGCUUCUGGCAUGGCUUACCUCCACUCAAUGAGCAUCAUACACAGAGACCUCAACUCCUACAACUGCCUGGUUAAACUGGACAAUACCGUGGUUGUGGCUGACUUUGGACUGUCCCGGCUCAUACUAGAGGACAAAGUCAAGCCUCCACCGGAAAAACCGACCACUAAGAAGAGGGUGUUCAGACGCAUCGACCGAAAGAAGCGGUACACUGUUGUGGGAAAUCCUUACUGGAUGGCUCCAGAGAUGCUAAAUGGUAAACGCUAUGACGAGAAGGUGGACAUUUUCUCUUUCGGAAUCGUACUCUGUGAGAUCAUUGGAAAAGUCUCCGCAGACCCCGAGUGCCUGCCCAGGACUCUGGACUUUGGCCUAAAUGUUGGCAAAUUUGUGGAGAAGUUUCUCCCUGAAGACUGUCCGCCAGCUUUCUUCCCCCUGACCGUGGCCUGCUGUGACCUCACCCCAGACAACCGCCCGCCUUUCCAGAAGCUGGAGGACUGGAUCGAGGCUCUGUCCCUCAACCAGGAGCUAGGGAUCCCGCUGCCAGCCGAACUGGAUGACCUCCACCAGAGAGCGAGUCGACUCUACAUGGCUAAGGACGGCUCCCUGUCCCAGAGCUCAAAUCAGACAUCAACCCCAGCGGCAGCUCCUCCCGACUCUUCCAGCGUGACAGGAAGUGGCACCUAGGACCCGUGCCUGUCAUCUUUGCCCCCCCCUCUGAACUGCUGCACUAAUGCUGUUUGAUGUGGAUGAGAAAAAGAGGGCCGUUGCAUUAAGCAGAGUCAUUUUGGAACUGGAUAACCUGUGGUAGCUGGACCAACCGCCUCGCGGUACACCUCAACGGAGGUGGAAAGACACAUUUCAAAAGGACGCGUUACUUACUAUGGAGUGAAGCUCCCACUACACACAGGCUUUAAUUAAAGUUUACAAGGCAUUAAGACAAAAUUCAACAUUCUUUAGUCAUUUUUCCGACAAAAGAGGAAGUUCUUGAUGAGACUCGAUGAGUGUGACGUGGCAGCAGUUUUGUUUGCUCUGAAGUGGUUGUGCGCUGUGUGUGGAUUGAUCAGUCCUUUGUCUGGCUGAUUGAUGGGUCAGAGUAUUAGAGACGGCACCGCUUGAAGAAAACCGGUGGGACAUAAAACAGGAAGAAACGACACACACACCCUGACUGAGAAUAGUUUCACCAUCCUGAGAUUUGGCUCAAGUUGGAAAUAGAAUGUUUUAGACGUUCUUCUGUUAAAACAACGCUGAGCAAAUAUUUGACGAGAUGGUUAAGUAUGAUUCUGUACUUAAAACACUAACGAUUUUUAUUAAUUUCUUAGGAUGUUAAAUUAACUUUUUUCCACAGUGGCAUUAUCAUCCCAAGUUUCCAUCAAACACCCGAUGAAUGUUUAAAAAAAUAAAUAAAUAAAAAAACAGGCAGAAGCUCUUAUUGAAUUAGUGAUACAAGAUUGUCAGACAACCCGUCCGCUGUUGACAAUAAGAAGUUGCUUUGUACACAAGAACUGGAUUUGUUUCUUAAUCUAUGUAUAUAAAUAUGUACAUAUCAUGCCUCUAAAUGCCUUUUUCUUAUGGGUUCUCUAGAUUUUUAGACAUUUUGGCUAUGACUAUGGUUUUUUGCCUUUUGCUCAUUCUGCAAGGUAGUGACGACCAGUUGUAAGCACUAUUAUUUAUAUCACUGUAGUGUUUCACAAAUAAACCUUGUUGAAGUAGUUUUUUUUAAAUUGUCAUUAUUUAAUUUUGCAUGUCAGUAAAAGUGUUAAUUAUA